This is a messenger RNA of Melanaphis sacchari, 1817 nucleotides long. RefSeq names its product T-complex protein 1 subunit zeta (gene CCT6). The record is from RefSeq and is a predicted model, not a curated record. Lineage: Eukaryota; Metazoa; Arthropoda; Insecta; Hemiptera; Aphididae. The transcript has 11 exons. Gene Ontology annotation, molecular function: ATP-dependent protein folding chaperone; ATP binding; ATP hydrolysis activity. Gene Ontology annotation, biological process: protein folding. Gene Ontology annotation, cellular component: chaperonin-containing T-complex. Bases 144 to 1739 code for a protein of 531 amino acids.
ACUGCCGUAGACCGUAGUGUUCAGGUGUUCAAAUCCAUGAGUCAAUCAACUAGCUAAACACGAGUUCAGAUUUUCUGAAACCUCUAUCAAAAAUAAAUUAUUGAAGUUUUUAAAUUAUUUACGAAUAUUUUUGAAAAUUUAUCAUGUCCGCUAUAAGCCUGUUAAAUCCUAAAGCGGAAUUCGCUCGUGCCGCCCAAGCGUUGGCGGUGAACAUUUCGGCUGCUAAAGGCAUACAGGAUGUGAUGAAGACCAACUUGGGACCAAAAGGAACAAUGAAAAUGUUAGUUUCUGGAGCUGGUGAUAUUAAAAUUACUAAAGAUGGAAAUGUUCUCUUACAUGAGAUGCAAAUUCAACACCCAACUGCUAGUCUCAUUGCCAGAGCUUCUACUGCCAUGGAUGACGCUACUGGUGAUGGUACAACUUCAACUGUUCUCAUUAUUGGUGAACUUCUGAAACAAGCUGAAAACUUAAUCUCUGAGGGUGUACAUCCUAGAGUGUUGACGGAAGGUAUGAUUAAAGCCAGAGAUAAGGCAUUAGAACUUUUGGAGAAAAUUAAAAUUGAUGGAAAACCAGAUCGCCAAAGACUAUAUGAUGUAGCUACUACAUCUCUUCGUACUAAAGUUGAUAGAAAAUUAGCUGAUCAAAUGGCAGAUAUAUGUGUUGAUGCUGUUUUAAAUGUGCAGCGUGAAGAUGGAAUAGAUUUACACAUGGUUGAAUUAAUGGAAAUGCAACAUAAGACAUCUACUGCAACAACUCUUGUUAGAGGUCUUGUUCUUGAUCAUGGUUCUAGACAUCCAGAUAUGCCUAGAAAAGUUGAGAACGCUUACAUAUUGACUUGUAAUGUUAGUAUGGAAUAUGAAAAAAGUGAAGUGAAUUCUGGAUUCUUUUACAAAACUGCUGAAGAAAGAGAAAAAUUGGCAUUAGCUGAACGUGAUUUCAUUGAACAAAGAGUGAAAAAGGUUAUUGAAUUAAAACGUAAAGUCUGUCCUCCUGGAUCUGGUAAAUCAUUUGUUGUCAUAAAUCAAAAGGGUAUUGAUCCAUAUUCUCUAGACAUGUUGGCAAAGGAAGGUAUAAUUGGCUUAAGACGUGCUAAGAGACGUAAUAUGGAACGUCUUUCAUUAGCAUGUGGUGGAUCAGCCGUUAAUAGUGUUGAUGAUUUAACCGAAGAAGUGCUUGGUUAUGCAGGAUCUGUUUAUGAAUAUGUUUUGGGUGAAAAUAAAUACACAUUUGUUGAAGAUUGUAAAAAUCCACUUAGUGUUACUAUAUUAAUAAAAGCUCCCAAUAAAUACACACUAACUCAGAUCAAAGAUGCUAUUCAUGACGGUUUAAGAGCAAUUAAGAAUUCGAUUGAUGAUGGUGCUGUAGUACCAGGUGCUGGUGCUUUUGAAAUAUUCGCUUGGCAAGAACUUCAAAAGUAUAAAGAUGAAAUUAAAGGCAAAAGUCGUUUGGGGAUUCAAGCAUAUGCCGAAGCUUUAUUAAUCAUACCUAAGACUAUUUCAAUCAACAGUGGUUUUGAUGCUCAAGAUAUGAUUGUUAAAUUACAAGAAGAGUGUAGAGAAAGUGCUGGUCCAGUAGGUGUAAAUGUUGAUAGUGGUGAAGUUCUUCAACCAGUUGAUGCUGGAAUAUUUGAUAAUUAUUGUGUUAAAAAACAAAUCCUGAACUCUUGUACUAUUAUCGCUAGCAAUUUGUUGCUUGUUGAUGAAAUAAUGAGAGCUGGUAUGUCGUCACUCAAAGGAUAAUAAUACUUGUUUAUUUUUUUUAUUCAUUAUGCUUAAACACACCUAAUUUUUAUAUUACUAAAAAGUUUCUAACAAAGU